UAUGUAAAUCAAUUAAGUCGACCGCUUGGAAUCGACGCAACUCAAAUCCUUGCAAUGUCUGUGUGUAUUUGAAGUUCCCCAUCGAUUAAUAGGCAAUAACCUAAUCUGCGUCUUCGUUGCGGACCUGCGGUUCCCAGGGAUACUCGACGUCACUGGUACUGUUUCCUUUCCCCUCUAUCACGAAUCCCACUGAUGCUCGUCGUUUCAUAUCUUCGCCGAUCGGGGUCAAAGGUUGAGGCAAGUGGAGCUUGGCAUAUCACCCAGGAUCCAUGGAUGAUUCAGAGCUGGAAGCUAUAAGACAAAGAAGAAUGCAAGAGUUGAUGGCCCAACAUGGCAUGACUAAUCAGCAAAAUUCAGGCUCGCAGAAAGCACAAGAAGAUGCAAAAAUGGAAGCGGAAGAACGGAGACAGCUGAUGCUAAGUCAGAUUUUAUCUGCUCAAGCGAGAGAGAGACUUGCUCGGAUCGCUUUGGUGAAAGCUGAUAAAGCAAAAGGAGUAGAAGAUGUUGUCCUUAGGGCUGCUCAAAUGGGGCAGAUAACUGAAAAGGUAUCUGAAGAGAAGCUUAUAUCACUCCUCAAGCAGAUCAAUGACCAAACUAGCAAACCGACCAAAGUCACAAUUCAAAGACGUCGAAAUGUUCUUGAGGAUGAUGACUAGGAAGCCAUGGUUUAAGAUCUUGAUGUGUGAUUAUCAGGAUAGUGGUUCCUGCGUGUACUGUUUCUUCAACUUUGGCACUAUUGUUGGUCUAUGUGGCAUUACUUGCUUUUGUAAGUACAGAAUGCUGGAUUAAACUUUGUUGUGGUUUUGGGAUUGAACUUUAGUGUGGGAGUUUUCUUAUUAAACUAUUAUCAUUAGUGACGAGCUAUGACUAUCUAAAA
This is a messenger RNA of Dioscorea cayenensis subsp. rotundata (Guinea yam), 877 nucleotides long. Its product is annotated as DNA-binding protein DDB_G0278111. Bases 270 to 656 code for a protein of 128 amino acids. Gene Ontology annotation, molecular function: DNA binding. NCBI's taxonomy places the organism in Eukaryota, Viridiplantae, Streptophyta, Magnoliopsida, Dioscoreales, Dioscoreaceae. The transcript has 8 exons. Gene Ontology annotation, cellular component: nucleus; cytosol. The record is from RefSeq and is a predicted model, not a curated record.